Molecule: messenger RNA, 4325 nt
Organism: Numida meleagris (helmeted guineafowl)
Lineage: Eukaryota; Metazoa; Chordata; Aves; Galliformes; Numididae
Gene: SYNGR1
Product: synaptogyrin 1
Exons: 4
Coding region: 113-814 (233 amino acids)
Cellular component (GO): neuromuscular junction; synaptic vesicle membrane
Source: RefSeq, a predicted model, not a curated record
CUCCGCCGCCGCCGUGCUGCCAGGCGCGGCGCUGCCCGGCUCGGCACGGCACGGCACGGCCCGGCACGGCCCCGCCGAGCCCCCCGCGCAGCACCACACCGCGGGCCCCGCCAUGGACGGGGGCGCCUUCGGAGCGGGGAAAGCCGGCGGCGCCUUCGACCUGCAGGCCUUCCUCCGGCAGCCGCACACGCUGCUGCGGCUGCUCUCCUGGGUGUUCUCCAUCGUGGUGUUUGGCUCCAUUGUCAAUGAAGGGUAUGUGAACCGCCUGGACGAAUCAGAGGAGCACUGCAUUUUCAACCGCAACCGCAACGCCUGCAACUAUGGCAUUACCGUGGGUGUCCUCGCCUUCCUCAGCUGCCUUCUCUACCUGGCUCUGGAUGCCUACUUCCCACAGAUCAGCAGCGUCAAGGACCGCAAGAAGGCAGUGCUCUCAGACAUCGGUGUCUCAGCUUUUUGGGCAUUCCUCUGGUUUGUUGGCUUCUGCUUUUUGACUAACCAGUGGCAAGCUUCAAAAGAAGAGGAUAACCCGCUGAAUGAGGGAGGAGAUGCAGCCCGAGCAGCCAUCACAUUCUCGUUCUUCUCCAUCUUCACCUGGGUGGGCCAGGCAUUCCUGGCAUAUCAGCGCUUCCGGCUGGGCGCCGACUCGGCCCUCUUCUCCCAGGACUACAUGGACCCCAGCCAGGACUCCGGCAUGCCUUACGCUCCCUACACGAAUGAGGAGGAUGCGACGGACGCGGUGGGGACGUACCAGCAGCCCCCUGCAGCAGAUGCUUUUGACACCGAGACACAGGGGUACCAAACGCAGAACUACUGAGCUGCCGAUGCCCCUUCCCCAUCCCCUUCCCCUUCCGCUCCCUUUCCCACUGCCGGCAGCGAGCCAAGGCACGAGCCAGACACGUGCAUAGUGGCACAGGAGGUGGCUCUCAGCUAUGCUCCAGCCUUCUGGGUCAUCUGUUUUUAUUUAUUGUUUUUAACAAAAAGAAAAAGCGCUCCCCAUUGCCUCUUCCCUCUCCUCCCCCCAGAACUACCCGGCACCAAAUUGUUCCAAAAUCUGGCACGGAGGGAGGUCUCCCCUUUCCCCCUCUCCCCCUUCCUUGGAAGAGAGAAGGAGAGGGGCUACAGCAGAGGUGAAGGGAAGAGGUGAGAGGGAGUGGGAUGUUCAUAGGCGAGGUGGUGCUGCUCCAUGCUGCAGGAGCAUCUGAAUUGGCUCAGGGAAGGGAGGGUGGAAGGGGCAGGCUGAGCUGGCAUGCAGGCGUGCAAGGGUGGAGGGAGGGAUGGGGAGAGAGAAUGCUCUUCACUGUGAGUCAGGGGAUGCUUUGUUUUGAGAGGUUUUGGUGAGACAGAAUGGGAUGGGAAGGAGAAAUAUUUGCGGGUACAAUCAAAAUCCAGAGCUUUUCAUAGGUUUUGCUGUAGAUGAAAGCAAGAGGGCUUGAGAGAGCAGAGCAGGGAGGCAGUGCCACGAGGGCCACUCCUUCUCCAUGCAGAGGUGUUUUCACUGCUUGGGUGCUGUCGCAUCCCCCUCCCUUCCUCUGGCCGGAUCGUGCACAUGGGAAAAGAGCAGGAACUCCAAAAAGAGAUGCAGCUGUUGUGUCCAGACAUCGCAUCAGGGUGCACCAAGCCGUGGAGAGUCCAAAGGUGGUCUUCACCUCCCACUCAGAUGGGAAGGUCAGCAAGGACGGGAGGAUUCCCUCCAUUUCCACCCUCCAAUUGUUUGGGACCACAGUGGGCUCUCUGAACACUGGUCCUGCUGUACUUUUAGUUAACUUAGUGCUCCUUCUGCAGCAUCUGACAUGUCUUUAAAGUCUCACCUAGAUGGCAGUAGUGAAUCUCAGAUAGAGCUCGUAUUGACAUUACUUCACACUUCUCACAAUUUUGCUUCAAGACUCAGCUCUGGAAGCACAGUAUUUAUUCCAGGAUAGAAUUAAUGUCUGUGCCUACAAGUAAGGAAGUGAGUGGUAGCCAGCUGGACAGCUUCAGCACAGACAUCUUUCAGAGGACAAGCAGUGGGGUAUGUCUUGAGGAGCUAUGUCCCCUGGGCAGUCGCCAUGAUCCAUGCGGCAUUGGCCCAAGGAGCAGAGAUCAGGAACAGAUCCAGCAUCCACUGGUGCUUCCCCCAAGCAUUCAGCCCAUUCCCUGUAGCAUCCUUUAGAGCUACAAGGACAGGAUGCAGGUCUGGCUGUGCAAACACCUCAUCUGGAGGACGCAGUCCUCUUUCAUCCAGGUCACCAGUCCUCCUCCUCCUAGCACUACCCCUCUCCAGCUGCCCCGCAUCAGUGGAGAAGGAGUAAACAACGUAGAGUUGCAGGCCCCAAGGGAGAAGGAGGGACAGCUCUCCAUUGCACAUUUUCUAUGUGCUCCACGCGUCCCUUUCUCUGUGGCUGUGAGAGAAAGCAAUACUGUACAUAGGAGGGGUAUUUUUCAGAGGGAAGCCCCUCAGGCUUUUUUUUGCGAUGGGAUCAGCCUAAUAUUUAGGCUUGGGAGGGGGUUACUUUAUUGAGAGAUUCAAUGUGGGAGGAGCUCCUUCCAAUCCAUCUCCCCACAGGGGGGGAGGAAGGAAAGAAUGGUGAGGUGGAGGAGGAGAAAAACUAGUUGUACUUACCCAGAAUCAUCUGUGUCAUCCUUCAUGCUUUCAUUUUGGAUGUGUGGGGGGGUACCAAGAGGAGGAGGCUAUAAAUAACCAGCACUCAGCAUGAAGAUGUGUUGGACUGUUGGGAAUUGCCCAUCACCUGUCCCAUGUAAUUGGGGUGAGGGAGCAGGCACGUGAGAAGUGCAGGCCAUACAUGUGGGGGGAUCUACCUGGGGUCUCUUUGAUGGUGUAGUGUGGGACAAUCAUCUAUGCCCCUUCCCCCAUCAGAACUGCAUAGAUGGCUAAACAUCAUGUGGGGGUGACUCAUGACAGAGGUUUUCUUUAUCCCCUUUUGCUUGCUUCCCUCAUGUAACCAGCUGGUGGGCUUCAGUGGCUUUGAGGUGGGACAACCCUCCUCCUCAGCCAACCCUUCAGUGGGACAUGAGCCAGGUAUCUUCAUCCUGGACUAGUGUCCGUUUUUGUCUCCUUCCUUGCUUUGUGUCAUGGCAAAGGCACUGGUAUGGCAGGGGACACUGACAGUAGACGAAUGGGCAACUUCUUGCCUUUGCAUAUGGGAGAAAGUGUACUCCCACUCUCCCACUCUCCUUGGGUUGACUUCCAUUGACCCUUUGCAAGGGGGGGUUGCUGGUGACAGACCUGAGGGUGGGACUCAUCUGGUUAGCACACAGCCCUUGAAAAUGCAGCUUCAGUGGCAUAUGGCUGGCUUUGAGGAGAUGGACCUACACAAGGGGUUGGUUAUCGUAUCUUGGGAACUUCUGAUAAAGGGCUGCCAGUGGUCAUAUGAAGGCCUGGGCACCUAGCUGGAACAUGUCCCUUUUAGAUCCUAAACGAGUGUGAGAUCAGUCCCACUCUAGGGAUUAGGAGAUCAGAGGGAAGGCUGCAUAAGCAAAACGAUAAGAAGGCUUUCUUCCCCGCCGUGCCAUUUGUCCGGAUUACAGAGGAUUACACAUCCCCUGUUGGGAGCAACGGCCCCUUGAUGUCUUCUUAUCUUGCCAAGUCCCCAAGUGAGGUACUUUUAUGAUAGCAGGGACUGUGAAGGUGAAAGGGGUAAUGAAACCUUGCCCCACCUCUACCUGGUAGCUUCAGCCUCCUGACGUGCCCCCCAUCCCUGGCUCACCUACGUCCCCACCACCCUGUUCAUCUCCUCAUUACACACCCGUCCCCUCCGCAUUAGUCCUGGCAGUCCCCUCAGGACAGGAGGGCAGUGUGUCUCCACACAUUCAGGAGCACUCAGGAGGACCCAGGAAGGCAGUGUAGUGGGACAGCCUCCAUGCGAGCGUUGGCUCUGGCCUCCAGAGCAGGUUGAAGGCAGGGAGCCCAGUGAGGCCACCUCACACAGCAAGACCAAACCAUCCGUCCAGACACCUCCCUGCUGCCCCCGUGGCAUCCGUCACACCGUCUGGGCUGCCCUGCCCCUUCCCCUGCCGCAUUACUGCCUGUGUAUAGUAUAUAUUAUAUAUAUAUAUAUUUUAAAAGAUGUAUAAUAUAAAGCUAUACAUAUAAACGUAUAUACGAUGACUCACGGAUGGCCUGCCGCAUACAGGAUCCCCUGAGUGGUCUUGUCUAAGCCUGAGUGUACCUUCACCCCUCCUCCCCUCGUCCCCAUCCGUCCUCAAAUCCAACUACAGCAAACCCCGCCACCUCGGCACAUGUGUUUACAAUAUCCUAUAUAUUUGUGGUUAACAAAGUGAAGGUGGUAACUACUGGUGUCUCAAUAAAGUUACAACAUUCAAAAUAA